UGCCUGACAAGUGUCUUUUGUCAAUUCACGAAAUCUCUAUUUGAUCAAGUAAUACUGUAAUCUGUAUCUUUUUUAAUUAAGGGAAUUAAUAUUAAAAAUGUUCCGCAAUCAGUACGAUAGUGAUGUAACAGUAUGGAGUCCACAAGGACGACUACAUCAAGUGGAAUAUGCUAUGGAAGCUGUAAAAUUAGGAUCAGCUACUGUAGGUCUUAAGAGUAAAACACACGCUGUUCUUAUUGCACUGAAAAGAGCAUCGUCGGAAUUAUCAGCUCAUCAGAAAAAAAUCAUACCGAUAGACAAACACAUGGGAAUUAGUAUCUCAGGUUUAACUGCUGAUGCAAGAAUAUUGAGCCGUUAUAUGCGAACUGAAUGCCUGAAUUACAAGUAUGCUCAUGAUCAUGCGUUACCUGUAAGUCGUCUGAUUACAUCUCUGGGAAAUAAAAUGCAAACGUGCACGCAAAGAUAUGAUCGGCGCCCGUACGGCGUCGGUUUACUCGUAGCUGGAUAUGAUGACAAAGGACCGCAUAUAUAUCAGACAUGUCCAUCUGCAAAUUACUUUGACUGUAAAGCGAUGGCUAUAGGCGCACGUUCCCAAAGCGCAAGAACAUAUUUAGAAAAACACCUAAAUGAAUUCUUGUCGUGCGACCUUGACGAAUUAGUCAAGCAUGGUCUUAGAGCAUUACGUGACACUUUACCUAACGAAGUUGAUUUAUCAGUAAAGAAUGUAUCAAUUGGGAUAGUAGGAAAGGAUUAUGAUUUCACUAUUCUCAAUGAAACCACGACAGCUAGUUUCUUGUCCCAGAUUGAAGGAGAUGAUAAACGUGGAAGACCUACUGAACCAGCUGUGCAAGAUGACAAACCUCCGCAAGAUCCGCCAACCGACGAAGGUGCUCAGGAUCCUCAAGUCUCCAUCGCCAUGGACACAGAUUAAAUUAAUAUAUAUAAACUUUAAACUUUAUAUGCAUUCAAUUUAUAUAUAAAUCUGCAUUUUCUGAUUAAA
Atta colombica is the source of this 1000-nucleotide messenger RNA. RefSeq names its product proteasome subunit alpha type-1 (gene Prosalpha6). Gene Ontology annotation, biological process: ubiquitin-dependent protein catabolic process. Lineage: Eukaryota; Metazoa; Arthropoda; Insecta; Hymenoptera; Formicidae. The transcript has 5 exons. The record is from RefSeq and is a predicted model, not a curated record. Bases 98 to 931 code for a protein of 277 amino acids. Gene Ontology annotation, cellular component: proteasome core complex, alpha-subunit complex; proteasome core complex; nucleus.